GGCUCCGAGGCGACUCAAGAUCGCAAGAGGCGCGUCUCUCCUAAAACCCUGUAGCGGGGGCUGCAGUUGGCAGCUGUAGCCGAGGCCGCGAGAGAAGCUCCUCACCUGGGGCCGGCGGCGGCCCAGCUCGGAGGGAGGACGCGGUGGCGGCUGGGGUGGCGGUGGGACCCGCAGCCCGGGGUCGCGGCUGCAGAGCCCAGAGCGUGGGAGGAGACAGCGCUCAUACGCCUGCGGCAGCUGAGGCUUAGGCUUCUGCCUUCAGCCCCCACUCCCGCCUCUCGCCCCAGAAAUGAGCUGGAGCAUCGCCGGUUUGAUUCCAGAGCCCGGAUCGGUAAGCAGAGCAGACCUCAGCAGCGGCAUUGUGAGGACUUAGCUGGGACCUGGAAGCGUAUCCUCCUGUGUUUUUUCUGACUCCUUGGAAAUUAAGGAAUGCAAUUCUGCCACCAUGAUGGAAGGACUGAAAAAACGCACAAGGAAGGCCUUUGGAAUACGGAAGAAAGAGAAAGACACUGACUCUACAGGCUCCCCGGAUCGAGAUGGGAUGCAGGGGAACAAAAAGGCCCAGAAGACCCAGCUUCUCCUCACCUCUUGCUUCUGGCUCAGAGCCCUCUCCUUAACUCUGUCUCAGCAGCCCAGCCCACACGAGCCACCCUACCAUAGCAAAGCAGAGUGUGCGCGGGAAGGAGGCAAGAAAGCGUCGAAAAAAAGCAAUGGGGCACCAAAUGGAUUUUAUGCAGAAAUUGAUUGGGAAAGAUAUAACUCUCCUGAGCUGGAUGAAGAAGGUUACAGCAUCAGACCUGAAGAACCAGGCUCUACCAAAGGAAAGCACUUUUAUUCUUCAAGUGAAUCCGAAGAGGAAGAAGAAUCACACAAGAAGUUCAACAUCAAAAUUAAACCAUUGCAGUCGAAGGACGUCCUUAAGAACGCUGCCACGGUAGAUGAGCUGAAGGCUUCAAUAGGCAACAUCGCGCUCUCCCCAUCACCUGUGGGUGCAAUUAAAAGGAACUUAUCCAGUGAGGAAGUCGCAAGGCCCAGGCGUUCCACCCCAACUCCAGAACUUACAAGCAAGAAGCCUCCAGAUGACACGCUGGCCCUCGCUCCUCUGUUUGGUCCACCAUUAGAAUCAGCUUUCGAUGAGCAGAAGACAGAAGUUCUUUUAGAUCAACCUGAGAUAUGGGGUUCAGGCCAACCAGUUAACCCAAGCAUGGAGUCUCCGAAGCUAGCAAGACCGUUUCCCACUGGAACGCCCCCACCUCUGCCUCCAAAAUCUGUACCGGCCACCCCACCUCGAACAGGCUCCCCAUUAACAGUGGCAACAGGAAAUGACCAGGCAGCCACAGAGGCCAAAACUGAGAAACUACCAUCCAUCAGUGACCUGGACAGCAUUUUUGGCCCGGUGCUGUCCCCCAAGUCCGUUGCCGUUAACACUGAAGAGAAGUGGGUCCAUUUCUCUGAUGCGUCCCCGGAACAUGUUACUCCAGAGUUGACUCCAAGGGAAAAGGUGGUGACCCCACCAGCCGCAUCAGACAUCCCAGCUGACUCCCCAGCUCCAGGCCCACCCGGCCCCCCAGGCUCCACAGGUCCCCCAGGGCCUCCUGGUCCUCGCAAUGUACCAUCUCCGCUCAAUUUAGAAGAAGUCCAGAAGAAAGUCGCUGAGCAGACCUUCAUUAAAGAUGAUUACUUAGAAACGCUCUCCUCUCCUAAAGAGUGUGGGUUGGGACAGAGAGCAACUCCACCUCCCCCACCACCACCCACCUACAGGACUGUGGUUUCGUCCCCCGGACCUGGCUCAGGCAGUGGUACGGGGACCACCAGUGGUGCAUCGUCUCCUGCGCGGCCAGCCACCCCCUUAGUUCCCUGCAGUACCACUCCACCUCCGCCUCCUCCCCGGCCUCCAUCCCGGCCAAAGCUACCGCCAGGAAAACCUGGAGUCGGCGAUGUGGCCAGACCCUUUAGCCCACCCAUCCACUCUUCCAGUCCUCCUCCGAUAGCUCCUUUAGCCCGGGCUGAGAGCACUUCUUCAAUAUCGUCCACCAAUUCAUUGAGCGCAGCUACCACUCCCACCGUUGAGAAUGAACAGCCUUCCCUCGUUUGGUUUGACAGAGGAAAGUUUUAUUUGACUUUUGAAGGUUCUUCCAGGGGACCCAGUCCUCUGACUAUGGGGGCUCAGGACACCCUCCCAGUUGCUGCAGCGUUCACAGAAACCGUCAACGCCUACUUCAAAGGAGCAGACCCGAGCAAGUGCAUUGUCAAGAUUACGGGAGAGAUGGUCUUGUCCUUCCCCGCCGGCAUCACCAGACACUUUGCCAACAACCCAUCCCCAGCCGCUCUGACUUUUCGGGUGAUAAAUUCCAGCAGGUUAGAGCACGUCCUGCCGAACCCCCAACUUCUCUGCUGUGAUAAUACACAAAAUGAUGCCAAUACCAAGGAAUUCUGGGUAAACAUGCCAAAUUUGAUGACUCACCUAAAGAAAGUCUCUGAACAAAAGCCCCAGGCUACAUAUUAUAAUGUGGACAUGCUCAAAUAUCAGGUGUCUGCCCAGGGCAUUCAGUCCACACCUCUGAACUUGGCAGUGAACUGGCGAUGUGAGCCUGCGAGUACUGACCUGCGCAUAGAUUAUAAAUACAACACGGAUGCCAUGACCACCGCAGUGGCCCUUAACAACGUGCAGUUCCUGGUCCCCAUAGACGGAGGAGUGACCAAGCUCCAGGCUGUGCUUCCUCCAGCGGUCUGGAAUGCUGAGCAACAAAGAAUAUUAUGGAAAAUUCCUGAUAUCUCCCAGAAGUCAGAAAAUGGAGGCGUAGGUUCUCUACUGGCAAGAUUUCAGUUAUCCGAAGGCCCAAGCAAACCUUCCCCGUUGGUUGUGCAGUUCACAAGUGAAGGAAGCACACUGUCUGGCUGUGACAUCGAGCUUGUUGGAGCAGGGUACCGGUUUUCACUCAUCAAGAAGAGGUUUGCAGCAGGAAAAUACUUGGCAGAUAACUAAUAAAAUCUCAUGCAAGGACUUGGAAGACCCAUGUCCUGGAGAACUGUUGUUUGAGAGACGGGUUUUAAUCUGGUUUGAUGAAAACCAACCGAUAUCUAUACUUGGGGUCCAGCAACUGGAAGGUCCUGGCUUUCAGCAGUGAUUUCCCACACACAGUCCUAUGAUGAUCAGUUCUACAGUAUUUACUUCUAGGUGUAAUAUUGUUAAUGGUUUUAAAAUGUAAUUAUUGUAUUUGUAAACUGUACCUUCAUUCCAGUCAGGCACUUAGAUACUUGAGUUUUAGUAUUUUCCAUUCCUGAAGCGGAUGUAAUUUAAAUUGUGGUAUGUACAUUUAAUAGUAGUCCUGUGGAACGGCACAGUGCUUACAGAGAUAGAGUGCAUUUUGUCAAUAUAUAAAAUUUAAAUAUAAUGUUGAUAGUUAUCAUAAAGGGGAUGCCACACAUCAAGAACCUUAAAUGGAACCAGAAAAAAAAAAAAACUUACUUUUCUUCACUCCUUACUAUGUUUUCCUCUAGUGCUAAAGAAAACUUCUAGCUUCAGUUUAGUGGGUUAAACUCAGAAACUAUUUCAGAAAAAAAAAAUUCUAAAGUUAACAGCAUAUUCAAAGAGAAGCAUUAAUUACCACUUUUUAAAAAGCUUUUUUUUCAAACUGCAAAUUUCAUAAAAAUGCAAACUGUGUAAACAGGGCCUCUUAUUUUUAUAACUUGUGUAAAAAGGGAAAAGCAAUUCAUAUUUAAAGUUUAAGUAUAUUAAAUUCUAUCCAAGAGUGCAGAGGAUGUUGGAAUUUUACCUGACCCCAUGCCCCCGUCUCUGCAGUUUAGCAAACGUGGAGAUUGCUAAACCAUCAGAUUAAAGCCAACAUAAUUUUUAAAGUUUCAAGACUUUCUGUAGCUGAACUGGUUAAUACUUUUGCACAAUUGCUCAGAGCAGAAGGGCUUAUCUCUUCCAGCAUCCAAGAGUACCCCGUUCCUUCUUUACUCAUAAGAAUCAAAACAUUGAGAGUAUGGACCUUAGAGGGAAAAAAAAAAAGUUGCCUGUUUUGAUCCAAAAAGAGAGUUUUAAACUUAUCAUUUACAUCUUUGGGGAAGGAAGAAAUAAGCUUUAUAAAUGAAAUUCUAUUAAUCUUGUUGUCCUAUGAAUACUUUUGAAUGAUUUUAAUAUUCAUUGUAUAAAACUAUGAAUCUUUGCUGUUCUUGGGGAAUGGGAAGCACCAGGCAGUUGCCUUGAAGCUCCGUAAAUACCACAGUUCUGGGACUGAGGUGAGAGGUGUGCCCCCACAGGACGUGAUCGGAGCAUUGUCCUGGGAGGUCUAAAGAUUAAGUCUUCCAGGAGCUGCAAGUUAUUUCAACAGAACAGUUCCUGUUCCAGGCUAUCCUGCAAUUGAGUUGGGGUGUGUAACAUUCACUGCUGAAUUUCAUUUUGUAUUCACUCAAAUUUGACAAAGAUCUUCAGCUCCCUUCAAUUCUAAAAUCAGAUUAAAUUUUUUAAGUCUUACUUCAACCAUGAAAUUUCAAUUGGCAGCUGUUUCUGGCGAGCUUCGUAGAUUAAUCUAUGUUCUCUUCAUUCAAUGCUUGCUACCAGAAGAAUGUCCAGUUUGAGAUGCUCCAUUUUACCUGGGAAUAAUUCAACUAUUUAAAAAAAAAAAAAAAAAAAAAGGCUCUUCCCCAAAGCAGUCUGGCUUUGAAGGUUUGGGUUUUUUGUCUUAUUUUUUUUUUUUGAACAAACUAAUUUGUUCACAGUAAGUUUGGUUUUGAAACAAAAAUAGAGAAAUAAAAUGUAAAACUUAAAUCUUAUGGAACAUGGGGAAAUGAAAAUUUAAGCCAAUGAAGAGUAAGGAGCAGGAAAAUGAAACCUAUCUACAAUGUGAUUAUAAAAUGUUUUUAAGUAGUCAGUUCAUGGAAAAACAUUGAAUAUUAACAAGAAAGCAUAUUAAAAUGUGUAAAUAUUACUGUUUCUCAUGUCUUUCUCUUUAUAUCUUACUUUACAUCGCUUUAGGAUGAAUUGUUCCUUAAAUACAUGAUGUUUCUUCCCAAAGAAUAAUUUUAUGGAUAUCGUAAAAAUAUAUUUAAAAGAUAGAGAUUUGAAUAGUCUCUAACAUUAUUCAAAUGUUUCCAGGAAUCAAAUUCAAAACUGUGAAGAAAUCCUGUAAUCCCUUAAUUGACUUUGGCAAAAUGGAAUGGCAGUUGGUGAUCUCAAAAUUAAGACUUGAAUAUUCAGAGCUUCAGUGGGGUUUCUUCCAGUUCAGAAACUGGGUCAAGUAGCCUAUGCCCACACCAGAAAUGGACUGGUGUUCCAACUGGUUUUAAUCUUGCAGGCUUUCAUCUCCUGUCAGAACUGUAUCUGCAGCACUGUGGGAUAAGAAUUCAUGUUCUGAGAUGGGGUCCUCAUCAAGGCAAGGUUUCAGUUAACAAUAUCCAUGGAGUCAGAUUUCCUUCUGUCCAAAGAAAGUGGGUUAGCGGGUAGCAGAUGAUUUGCAGGACAGUGAGCUGAAUUAAGAGCAAGUUCUGGUUAGCCACAGAGCUGUUUCCUAAAAGCUCUUGUUCUUAAGCUAAUAAGAAGUGUAAAUGUUUUAUUUUGGCCACGUAGAAAGUCUGUUUUCCUCUUCAAAGAAAUCCCCUAUUUUUAUGAAAUUUUAAAAAAUAAAUUCUUGUUUACAUUAGUCUGAUUUUUAUCAUAAUUGGCCUUGCAAGUACUAAUCUAAAACUCUGUGUGAUAUACCCACGGCUCAAAUGACCAUUCCCUGUGUGAUAUUUGGGACACAGUUUACCUCUAAAGAAAGGCUGUCCAUGAGCAGAGGGUUCCAAGUGACAGGAAGGUCAAAGGGAGACAGUAGUGCUUUUUGCUGUUCUGUAAACUUCUUCUCACUCCCGGUCUGCAAAGCCUGAGAGCCGUAGCUACGCACAUUUCCACUUUGAAGUCUCCUUCUGGAGGGAGUCCCUGCCCCCCACCCCCUUCUCACCUGUAGUGUGCGAAGGGAUCCGUAGGUCGCUUUCAAGCUUUUCGUAAUGAAACUUUUAUUUUUCUAAUAAGACUGUGCCUGAAAUCCUAGAAAGCAGAAUGUUGCCAAGUAUUGAGGGGCUCCCCUCCAGACACUGAAAUAUAGAGUCACAAUACCUAAAGGGCUCCAAAGUACCUUCCGACUCUAGGGACUGGACGUUCCGCUCGCUUUACCCGCCUUUCAAGAAAUAAGAACGUGGGGCUGGAGAGAUGGCUCAGCGGUUAAGAGCAUUGCCUGCUCUUCCAAAGGACCUGAGUUCAAUUCCCAGCAACCACAUGGUGGCUCACAACCAUCUGUAAUGGGGUCUGGUGCCCUCUUCUGGCCUGCAGGCAUACUCAUAGAAAGAAUAUUGUAUCCAUAAUAAAUAAAUAAAUAUUUAAAAAAAAAAAAAAGAAAUAAGAACGUGUACAUUCACAGUGGUUCGUGGCCACGCAAUAAAAAUAGCUGUGAAGCGAGUGUGCAGCAGCUGCUAGUCCCUGCAGAUAAUGCUUCGUUCAACCUCUAAAUAAAAGGUCAAGAUGCUUUUCAAUCCUUGUUUUCCCAAUGACGGUACUGAGUUUUAGCCUGAUUAAUUUCCCCAGGGCGACAUCACAGUACCCAAAGAAUCCCAGCUGUCCUAAGCCACAGAAUGAGUACCUUGCUGUUUCUUUUGGUUAAUUUUGGGGGAAUAAUCGAGUUGGAUGUCAAAAUAAAAGGCACUGUGAAAAGUUUGCAUUGAAAGGAUUACAGGUGGGCCUGAUAAGAUGUUAUUUUAAGAGAACUGAUGUCUCUCGAAGGAUGCUAUGUGGGACCCCUUACUCCCAAACAGUAGUAGAGUAAUGAUUUCAAUUGGGGCCCUAUCUCAGAACCUAGACAGACUGCAAAUGAAUACCAGCAAGUCUUUAUAAAUCUCUAGGGAUGGUACUUGGGGAUAUGUUUAUUGAUAAGGAUCCAAAAUCUGAGCAUCAUGACCCUGAUAGAUCUCUAAGGCCCUAUUUACUGCUCACAUAAUAGCAGACUUAAAUAUUAAUUUCAAAGGUAAAUGCCAUUUUUUCUAGUGUUUUCCCUCAGUUCAGUCUAAUAAUAGCUACUAGGGACUCUGGAGCGCUGGCCUGGAAACUGACAUUAUUUCAUAGACUCUUGGCUUUCUAAGCACAGAUGAGCUUUUUCCAAAAAUAAUUGUAUCAAUUUUUCCUAUGUUUUGCCUUUUCUCAAAGCAAUCACAGGUUGUCAAUGAAUGUUAAAUGAUCAUAAAAUAUGCAAAUUUAGAGGUGUGUGUGUGUGUGUGUGUUAGAGCUUUCUUUUCCCCCAAAGAGGAUGCAUUUUACAAAAUCACGGUCAGUGAAAAUGUAUACAGCUUGUCAUGUAAUAUUUUCUGUUUGGCAGCUUCUAAACACCGGAAGCAAAAUUUAUAGUAAUAUGAAAGUAGGCUCAAAAUACAGCUUAGAAACUUAAUAUGCAGGAGUGUGGUGUUCUCGUGAAGCCCCUAGAUGUUCUCACUAACCAAGGAGUCAAAUUGUUGGCAUAAAUAAACAGCUCAGGCCAAGUGACACCUGAUGUUCCUCUCUACCAUGCUCAUGUAUCUCUUGAGCGUUGCUGGACCUUCCUUACUCCUUUGGCUUUCAGUUUGUGUUGUGUUGGUUUUGUUUGUUCCUUUGGCAAACAAUGGAGAAAGUCAUUCUCUCUCACUUACGAAUUAAACAUGGCUUCUCUCAUGUUUUGUGUUAAUCCAUAUAAUCAUGAGAAGCGAGACAGGCAUGAACCCUCUACAACUCUUUAUGUUAAAAAAGAAACAUAAAGAAAGCACUGACCUUUCUCACCUAUCGCUGCUCGGGGACUGUGUUAUCUUCCGCAAGGCAGAAUUACAUCGUUAGGAUCCAACUGAAGUAAAGUUCCUUUGUGAAGGACUCUCAGGUUUUGGUUAGUCAGGCUAGUCUUUCUGAUUGAUCCCAGGUUUAGUUUCUGCUUUCUAUCCUAAGCAGGCAGUGCUGCACAAAAAGAAGAGGCUUGUUGACAUGUGUCAUAAGUAUAAUAAUCUAGUCUCCAGAUUUAACUUCUGAUUUCCUUCCUUUAUUCCUGGAGCACAUUGCCUGUGCUAAAUAAAUCUUUAGCCUUGUUAGAGAAAAAAGGUUUCAGCGCAAAGCCAAUACAGACUAAAGUGACCCCUAUUGCUGUUGUAAAGAAAAAGAAGUACAGUAUGUUAGGAGUACACUCAUUGGUGUUUUCCAAACCAUGUGGCUUACACGCCCAAGCAAGCUUUCACUGCGUUGUAAAACACAUGGUCCUUUGCCACAAUCGCCACUCUUCAGAUGUGGGCAAUAACUGUCACAGUUCAUGGAACUUAGAAUGCCGCUGAACUGGGAAGAGGGUGUUAUUAUUUAUAAGGAUACCUUGAGGAACUUCAGGAAACUUUCCUUUUAAUUCUAGUUCACAGCUCCACUGGAGGACAUGUAAGUCAAAUAUUAUAAGAAGGAAGGAUAGGCCAAGCUUGUAGCUUUAAGGGAAUUUUGGCCAUUGGACAUGAAUUGUUAUCUGUGCUCGCUAGUAUCUUUCAGUGAAUUUUAACAUUAUUGUCUAAAGAACUCUUAAUCCGACAUGGAAAUAUUUUAAUUUUUUAAAGACCUGAGUCUGUGAUCAACACUUCAAGCCCCUAUUUGUUGAAAAGAUUCAAACUUCUUGAAGUAAUUAACACUAGUGAAGAAUCUUCAAUUAUAUUUGACUAAACAGCUUCAAGAAGCCAAAUCGUGUUUGAGCGAUACUGGUAGUAUUUUUACAUGAAUUUUGGAAUUCUGUGAAACCACUUUGGUUAAGACCAAGAGCAAUGUACUGCUUUCUCGGCAUAGUCAGAGGGCCAACCCUGAGUGUCGGGUUUUGUUUUGCCUUUUGCUUUUUUUUAAAACUAAUUUUCUAACAUAAAGUCAAAUUAUAAAAUGUUCCUUUAUUUAAACUUGUUCGUACUAGACAGAAAAGACAUUUACAUCUUUUGAAUGCAAUCCAGCCUUUUGUCCAUUCAGAUCUCUGUAAGUUUCCUGCUUCAUAGACUGAGUAUAUCAUCCAUAUAUGAGCAUCGUCUGACUCUUUGAGCUUCCAUUAACUUAUUGACACUUCCAUUAACUUAUUGACAUCGUUUCGGGCAAAAUGAAUGUUGAAUGUCAUUUAUUCGUCAUCACCUUAAGCUGUUUAAAAUAAUCUACCAAAUGACUAUCUCAGAAGAUCCAAAACCUGGUAUUUUUUCUUAGGAAUCCCUCGGACGACAGCUCUUAAAGUUGCAUUGAUUCCAAGGACUGGUGUUUGAUUACUGCUUUUUAAAAUGAAUAUGCAUGAAAGAUAUUGGUGCCUCUCUCUCUCUCUCUCUCUCUCUCUCUCUCUCUCUCUCUCUCUCUCUCUCUCUCCCCACACACACACCCCACCCCACCCCACCCUGCCCCUUAUCUCUGCCAAAGGAAACUUGGAAAUUGAUGUUCAGUGCUUAUUUUGGAAACCAGCAGGAGAUAUGGUGGUGACCCUCUAGUCUUACCUACCACAGAUCUACCCUGCAUGCCAGGCAGGGAUUCCUAGGGCUGAUUUCUGGCUGCUUGAACACCGGUGCGUAUCAAGUGAAAAGAUUCCUCAUUGGUUUACCACGUGUAUAGGGCAAAGCCUGUUGGUCAGUUUGAAUCAUCAUCCCCACUAAGAGGCGGUGUAAGCCAUUGGUGUUUUACUCUUCUUUAACAAUAAGAAACCAGGAAAGGCAUCACAGAGAAUUCUUGCUGUGUUUCUAACUAUGAUGCAACCCAUUCAGUCAGUGAGAAAAUGUUUAUCAAUGUGUACUUUGCCCUGGUAGUGGCCUUUAUAUCAAAUUGUCUGUGAUCCAUGUAGCAAAAGUACACUGACUCUCUUUAUAAUUCUAUACUGAAUAUAUCAUCACGCAAAACAUCUUGGACAUGAAAUAGUUACAGAAGAAACUGUGCAUUCAAAUACUCAAGGUGUAUUUUAAAUUGAGUCGACAAGUCAAUGUCUCGUCUUUUUCCCUCCCUGUUUAUUCCACCUGUGUUCCCUGACCCUUACUGCCUAAAUUACUGCAGUACAGCUCUAAUGCUUCCUGUGUGUCCAAGCCGACAAAGCAGCAGAGGCUUGCUCCCUCCGAGGACAGCUGGGAGCUCUCUCUCUACUUGGCAAGGGUGGCAGGAAUGUGGCUGGACAGAUUGAAAAUAAUCAUGAUACCAUCUUUACGUCACUCGCCUUAUGAGUUAGUAAAAGUGUGGAUAUCACUUUUUGUAACCAGUAAUUUUUAUAAAUGUUCUUUCCUUCAUAAUUCUUCCAGACACCCAUCUCACAAAAUCUUGAAUAUGAAAUUACUCAUCAUGAUGUAUUACUGCAAAUAGGGUUCCUAUUUCAAACUGCAGUUUAAUGUAAGUUGUUAUCGAAAUGUGAUUUUUUUUCCUGGAAAAUAAAUGAAAAUAAACUGACCUGUGAACCUUU
This is a messenger RNA of Chionomys nivalis (European snow vole), 10424 nucleotides long. It is a transcript of the gene Sgip1, whose product is annotated as SH3GL interacting endocytic adaptor 1. Lineage: Eukaryota; Metazoa; Chordata; Mammalia; Rodentia; Cricetidae. Gene Ontology annotation, cellular component: clathrin-coated pit; plasma membrane; cytoplasm. Gene Ontology annotation, biological process: clathrin coat assembly; clathrin-dependent endocytosis. The transcript is spliced from 25 exons. The record is from RefSeq and is a predicted model, not a curated record. The coding region runs from base 446 to 2986 and encodes 846 amino acids.